Rhopalosiphum padi (bird cherry-oat aphid) is the source of this 2354-nucleotide messenger RNA. RefSeq names its product pre-mRNA-splicing factor CWC22 homolog. Gene Ontology annotation, molecular function: RNA binding; protein binding. The record is from RefSeq and is a predicted model, not a curated record. NCBI's taxonomy places the organism in Eukaryota, Metazoa, Arthropoda, Insecta, Hemiptera, Aphididae. Gene Ontology annotation, cellular component: catalytic step 2 spliceosome. Bases 39 to 1718 code for a protein of 559 amino acids. Gene Ontology annotation, biological process: mRNA splicing, via spliceosome. The transcript has 11 exons.
CGUCCACACCUAUUGCGCGCCGUCUCCUCAGCCACAACAUGCAAUCGGAGCCCACGUCGUCGUCGUCGUCGUCUUCUCCUCAACCGAAAUCUUCAGCGAUGGAAUUGCCGCCACCGCCGCCGUAUCCUUUGAACGCACGCGGCCGCUACCGCCACAUCAGACGCGUCUGUCCGCGUGCCGGUGGAAAAAAAGGAAACAGCAAGCUAACCACGAUUCCAGAGUUCAUAAUUCACAAACAGAGUGACGAAUAUCAGAUAAUUUCUUGGACAAUAUUACAGCAGUCAAUCUCUAAUUUAGUACAACAGGUGACUUCGGAAGACAAAGCCAGGGAAAUCGCAAAAAAGAUUUUACGUUUAAAUAUAAUGCGUGGUAAAGGUUUACUUUGCAAGUACAUUAUGUCUGUUCAGUUAGCUUCGACCGAUAAAACUCACAUCUACGCUUUGUUUAUUUCUCUUAUCUACCUUGAGUUUCCAGACGUAGGUGGGUUACUCUUGGUACGGUGUCUUCAGCAGUUUAAAGUCGCAAACAAAACAAAAGAAAAAUGUGAAUAUUUAACAUCUGUUCUAUUUAUAUCAUACUUGAUUAUUUACGAAGUAGUUUCACCGCUUAUGGCUGUUAAACUAUUAUCGUUUCUCGUCAAGUUACCGACUCAGGAUUCAAUUGAUGCAGCAUUUGUGAUUCUAAACACAUGUGGACAUAAAAUGAGUGAUAGUAAUAAAAAGGAACUCGAAAACCUUAUAAACUUGGGGCCCAGUACUUCGGCGUACAACAUACGGUCUGGCAAAAAGAUUAGACGUAUGAUACAAAUAAUAAUGGAAACUAUUUCACUUAAAAAUGUAUUAAAAUUCAAGAAGCCUAUGAUGACUAAAUUCAGAACGCCUUUUAAUAUUUCUUUGGAAAGCCAAAUUGAUCCACACAUGGAGUUGGACUAUUACUCUUACGACCCAUAUUAUGAAUAUAGUGAAGAACUGUAUGAAUUAUUUCGUACACAAGUUCUAGAAUCUGAUGAUAAAGAUGAAUACGUAUUAAUGUAUGAUACUGAAACCUAUAAUAAAAGAAAUAAGAAGAAAAAUAAAUUUGUGAUUAAGCACUCGGGAAAUCCAAAAAUAGAUAAAAACUCGAAAUCAUUACAAGAAUUUGUACAAAUGAUACUGGACUCAUCAACAUUUAAGUAUGAAAAUUGUGCUUAUCAAUUAAUGAAAAUAAAAUUGAAUCCUGGCCAAGAAAUGGAAAUUUGCCUUAUGCUUUUUGAGCUUUGCUUUGAGCGUGAUUCAUAUAAUGAGCGUCUUGGAUAUACAACACAAAUAUUUUGUCAGCUAAACAGAUUUCUAAUUGAACCGUUUGAGAAAUUGUUUGUUGACACCUACGCUAUUGUCAACAGUUUCGACACAAUAAAAUUACGUAAUAUUGCAAAAUAUUUUGCUCAACUGCUAUAUAGUGAUACAAUUUCUUGGAAAGUUUUGUCAGUUAUACGACUUAAUGGAAUUGAAACAACGGCUUCUACUGGUAAUUUUCUCAAGCAUUUGUUCCACGAGUUAAGCGAACAUAUGGGAGAAGAAGAUUUGAAGUAUCGCGUAGAGGAUCCUUCAUUGAAAUAUGCGUUUGAAGGAAUUUUUUUUGGAGACAAAUAUAACAACUCAAAAUUUUCUUUCGACUUUUUUUCAUCUAUUGGUUUGGGUGGCUUAAUUAAGACAUUCGAAAAAUCAUUAAUUUUCUAAUCCAAUUAAUUAUCUUGCGUGGCUACAAUCGCUGACAUUGGGUAAUUACAUAUUGGCUGCAACAAUUACCUACAGCGAUUCAACUUCAUCUAAUCACAUGUUAAAAUGUAAUUGGAGUUAUUAUAUCUAAAGUUUUUUUUUUAUGAUACAUUUAACUUUUAUAGUACAAAAUAUAUUUACUUAAUUUUAAAGUUAUUAGUUAGAAUAUUUUUUUUAGUCUAGUUACUGAACUAUAAUUAAAAAUGAAAACGCCUACAGUUUUUUUUUAUUGUUAAUAAACGAUUUAUAGUACACAACAACUUAAUAAUUGUAACAUGGAAAAAAAGGUUAAUUACCUAUAUUAUAAAUAAUUUGUUUGGUUUGAAAAUAAGUUAAUUUAAGGACCCUGAUAAGAUAACUUUUCUUCGUAGUGAGUACAUCUUCGUUCAACUUCUACGAUGAUUAGUCAUGUCAAACAAUUCAUUGAUUUAUAAUGUUUGUUCGGAGGUUACGGGUUUAUUAUAUAAACAUGAAAUAAGACUUUAACAUUUUUUCGUACAUAUAUAUAUCAACAUAAUUUGUAGUGUGCAUGAUAUUGUUAUUUUUUUUUUAUUAUUAUAGUAUUUAGGUUACUGUAAUAAUCAAGUAAAUUAUUUA